AUGGUACCGAUGUUAUUUGUAUGCUACAUUGCUAUAGUUAUGGAGUGGGAGUUAGGGGUAAUUUGUUGUUUUGUUAUUUUUGUUGUUGUUACUAAUACUGAUGACGACGACAAUGACGACGACGACGACGAUGACGAUGACGAUGACGAAUACGAUGGCAGUGGUGGUGAUGAUGAUGAUUAUAGUGAUAAUGGUGAUGAUGGCACUGUUGCUGCUGUUUGCUCCGAUCGGUGA
Enterobius vermicularis (human pinworm) is the source of this 234-nucleotide messenger RNA. The record is from the annotation of a GenBank genome assembly. NCBI's taxonomy places the organism in Eukaryota, Metazoa, Nematoda, Chromadorea, Rhabditida, Oxyuridae.